Molecule: messenger RNA, 5717 nt
Organism: Aedes albopictus (Asian tiger mosquito)
Lineage: Eukaryota; Metazoa; Arthropoda; Insecta; Diptera; Culicidae
Exons: 2
Coding region: 22-5145 (1707 amino acids)
Biological process (GO): DNA integration
Molecular function (GO): nucleic acid binding
Source: RefSeq, a predicted model, not a curated record
GCUAAGAAGCAGGCUCUUGAAAUGAAACACUUAGAGGAGCGCUUGAAAGUCAUGCAGUUGAUCGGCGAUGCAGGUGACGACGUAGAGCAAGAUGAAGAAGACGCUGUAGGAGUGGAUCCAGAUGCCCAGGAGUUCUACCCAAGUGUGGAUCCCUUUCAUCUGUCGCAGCCAUCGUUUGAGUUAAGUAGGAGCCAGUUAGCAGCGCGGCAGGCCGUAGCAAAGGAGCUUCCUAUAUUCUCGGGUGCCCCGGAGGAAUGGCCACUCUUUAUAGCAACUUACGAGAACACAACUAGAAUGUGUGGGUACAGCGACGAAGAAAACUUACUUCGAUUGCAGCGCAGUCUUAAGGGAAAAGCUAUGGAAGCCGUUCGCAGCCGCUUGCUAUAUCCUGUUGGAUUACCGGGUGUCCUUCAAACAUUACGGACUUUGUUUGGACGACCGGAGGUCAUAAUCCACUCACUAGUGUACAAAAUUCGAAACAUGCCUUCACCAAGGACGGAGAAACUGUCAACGCUUAUCGACUUCGGCAUAGCUGUACAGAAUAUGUGUGCUACGAUUAAAGCCUGCGGUCUCGACGAACAACUAUAUAACGUGGCUCUAUUACAAGAGCUGGUUGAUCGCCUACCGUCAACGAUAAAACUCAACUGGGCGCUACACCGGCAGACUCUUCCAUCUGCUACGUUGUCGAAUUUUUCGGACUGGUUGGAAAUGUUAGUGGAAGCAGCGUGUGCGGUAACUAUUCCAUCGAGUGUAACAUCCAACCCAUCAAAGACGGAGAAGCGUACGGUUCGAAGGGAAGACCUGAACGUGCAUUUUGAUUCUGAUCUGGAGAAGAAUGGCACAUCGAAACCAACCUACAAGACCUUUAGUAAGGACUGCCUCAUAUGUCAUGGAAACUGCCGCAGCGUAGUCGACUGUGAGAAGUUCCAGCAACUUGGAGUCGGUGAUAGGUGGGUGGCCCUGAAGCAGCACAGACUUUGCCGCAAAUGCCUCAAAAAACACUUCGGAGCGUGUGAUGUGAAGAGUCCGUGUGGUAGAAAUGGGUGCACAUAUAUGCACCACGAAAUGUUGCACGACGAUCUGCGAUAUGGACACGGACAGUCGCAAACGACUCAAGAAAUUGACAACGUGAACGUCUCCUCUGCUCAGAGUUGCAACACUCACGUUAGCCUGGACGAAAAAAAUCUGUUUCGGUAUGUUCCAGUGGUACUUCAUGGUCAUGGUGUAUCUGUCGAAACUUAUGCUUUUAUGGAUGAUGGUUCUUCCGCGACGUUCAUGGAGCACAGCCUUCUGCAGGAGCUGAAGCUAGAGGGCAAACCAACUCCGCUAUGCCUUAGCUGGACAGCCGAUCAGCAUCGAGAGGAAAAUGAGUCAGUAAAACUGUCUAUAGAGAUAUCAGGGAUUGCAAACAGGAACAAACGUUACGAACUCCAGAAAGUUCACACAGUUCGUCGUCUCGCUUUACCAAAGCAAACGGUUGAGAUGGAUACGUUAGCAGAAAAGUACAAGCACCUUGAGGGGCUUCCUAUUGCGUCGUAUCACAACGUGUCCCCUAGAAUACUACUUGGAGUAGACAAUUGUCGCCUUGGGUACGCCUUAAACAGCCGCGAAGGGUCAAGUAGCGAGCCGAUAGCUAGUCGAACACGUCUUGGCUGGGUUGUAUACGGACCCUGUUCCCAGAUUCCCGCAGAGCCGAAUCAAACUUAUACUGCUCAUCAUAGUUAUCAUAUAUGUUCCUGCAGCGAGGAAAGUGAUGCUGAUCUACACAAAUCGGUUAAAGAGUAUUUCACUCUCGAGAACCUAGGCGUAAAACGGCCAGAGAAGCAAAUUAUGUCUAAAGAUGACGAGCGGGCAGUUCAGUUACUGGAGUCACAAACGAGGUGCAACGGGACUCGGUACGAAACAGGACUCUUAUGGAAAUACAGUGAAAUCAAGUUACCUCAAAGCAGACAAAUGGCAACGAAGAGGUUGUUGUGUUUGGAGAGAAAAUUGGAAAAGGAUCCAGCGUUGUUCAAAGCUUUGAAUGACAAACUGAAGGAAUAUGAGGGAAAGGGGUACGUUAGAAAAAUGUUGCCAUCGGAGAUCGACGACGCUCAUCCGCGCUCAUGGUACCUUCCAAUAUUUCCCGUCAAGAACCCAAACAAGCCCGAUAAGCUGCGUAUAGUAUGGGAUGCCGCAGCAAAGGUCAAUGGGGUUUCGUUAAAUUCCGUCUUGUUCAAGGGACCAGAUCUAGUCUCGUCAAUCGUAGCAAUACUGUGGAAAUUCAGGGAGUUCAAAAUUGCUGUUGCUGCAGACAUAGUCGAAAUGUUUCACCAAGUGAUCAUAAAACCAACGGAUCAACAUUCCCAGAAGUUUCUUUGGAGAAGCUGUGACACAUCCCGGGAACCUGAAGUGUAUACCAUGACCGUAAUGAUUUUCGGCGCAACAUGUUCUCCGAGUUGUGCUCAAUUCGUCAAAAACCGUAAUGCACAACGCUUUGCAAGUCAAUUUCCUAGAGCAGUUGAAGCAGUUGUAGAUGAACACUACGUAGAUGACAUGCUCACUAGUGUGGAACUAGAAGUCGAAGCAGAAGAAUUGGCGAGACAAGUUGAGUACAUCCAUGGACAAGCUGGAUUCCAAAUCCACAAUUGGUUAUCCAAUUCACAAGCUGUUUUGGAUGCCAUGGGCGCAGGAAACGUUAGUGAGAAGAGUCUAAACACUAUAACCAAGCACGCUUCUGAUAAGGUGUUAGGGCUGUGGUGGUGUACUACCACGGAUGAGAUGACAUUCAAGAUUCCGGCUAGACAGGACUCCAAAUUACUUCUGGGACAUCGAACUCCUACCAAAAGGGAAGUGCUUAGUACAUUAAUGACCGUCUAUGAUCCACUGGGCCUUAUCGGAAAUUUCUUGAUGUUCUUGAAGACCUUGCUUCAGGAAAUUUGGCGCUCUGGUGUAGCCUGGGAUGAACCAAUAGCUCAAAAGCAGAUGGAAAAGUGGCAAUUAUGGAUAAAAGUUCUACCCAGGAUUGAAGCAGUGCGGAUUCCUAGAUGCUACAGAUCUCAGACUACAACAUCAGAGGCGAAUGACAUUCAACUUCAUGUCUUCGUAGAUGCGUCCGAGAAUGGUUAUGCGGCCGUAGCAUACUUGCGCUUUGAAGAACACGGAAUAAUAGAAUGUGCACUAAUCGGAUCGAAGACUCGUGUUGCUCCGCUACGGUUUGUCUCAAUCCCUCGUCUCGAGUUACAGGCUGCUGUUCUAGGAGCUCGGUUUGCAAACAGCAUACAAGCUACGCUAAAACUAAAGCCUUCCAGUAAAUUCUUCUGGUCUGAUUCUCGUGACGUGAUUUGUUGGCUGAACUCGGAUCAUCGCAGAUACAGCCAGUUCGUUGGAUGCCGAGUCGGAGAAAUACUGGAGCUUUCGGAAGUGUCCGAAUGGCACUGGAUAGCAUCAAAAAUGAACGUCGCAGAUGAUGCUACGAAAUGGAAAAGUCUGCCCAAUCUGUCAUCAAGGGGUCGUUGGUUCAAGGGUCCGCCUUUUCUUUGGGAGCCAAAACCCAAAUGGCCUAUCACCCCAAAAUCUUUAGGAUCAACUGAACUGGAAUUACGUGCCUACAUCCAGCACCACGCAGUAGAGGAAUCGGUGAUCAACAUGCACAAUUUCUCCAGGUGGGGGCGUCUGGUGCGACACAUAGCUUUCGUUAAACGGUUUCCGUCGAACAUACGUCGAAAAUUGACCGGAGAAAGGCGUCUAACUGGCCCGCUGAUUCGAGAUGAAUUGAAGCAAGCUGAGAAAUAUAUAUUCCGAAAGGUACAAUCCGAAAGUUUUGCUGAAGAAGUUCACAUACUUCAAAAUGCCGAUCCGGAACCAUGGAGAAGUAAGAGAAAACUAUUGAAGCACAGCUCUUUGUAUAGGCUUAGCCCAUACAUUGAUGACGACGGUGUUUUGCGCAUGAAAGGCCGCAUCGGUGCAUGCGAAUAUGCGAGUGAAGAAAUGAAACAUCCCAUUCUGCUGCCAAAACGACAUCACGUCACUGAUCUCAUCGUUCUAGACGUCCAUCAACGUCAUUAUCACCAGAAUCAUCAAACUGUUCUCAACGAAGUGCGCCAAAAAUACUACAUUCCAAGCCUUAGAUCCGUCUAUCGAAACGUCCGAAGCCGUUGUCAACUCUGCAAGGUUCGAAAUGCGACACCGCAGCAACCGAUGAUGGGAGACCUACCACCUAUGCGCUUGAAACCAUUCGUCAGACCGUUCUCUUUUGUAGGGAUCGACUAUUUCGGGCCAUUCCAGGUUAUGAUGGGCCGACGAGUUGAAAAACGUUGGGGUGUACUCAUAACGUGUAUGACCGUAAGAGCAGUACACAUAGAGGUUGCACACUCUUUAUCUACAGAAUCCUGUAUUCUAGCCAUACGAAACUUUGUUGCUCGAAGAGGUAUGCCAUUGGAAAUAAUCAGUGACCGUGGAACCAACUUCAUAGGGGCAAGCAGGGAGUUAAAAGACGCACUACAAAAAAUGGACCAGAAUAAAUUGAUCGAAAGUUUUGUGAGUGUAGAUACCAAAUGGUCCUUCAACCCACCUGCUACGCCGCACUUUGGAGGAUGCUGGGAAAGGCUUAUUCAGUCAGUUAAGAAAAGCUUUAACCAUGUGAAACCAAAUCGCACUCCUAGCGAUGAAUUACUCCGCAAUAUGCUCACCGAGAUCGAAUUCGUCAUUAACUGCAGACCGCUGACAGAAAUACCGCUUGAAAACGAAGAAGCCUCACCGCUAACCCCAAACCACUUCCUCAUUGGAUCUUCCAGUGGUUCUAAAGCCCCGAUCGCGUUUAACGAUUCCGCAACCGUAGUUACGAACUCUUGGAAGAUGUCUCUAGCGUGCGCUGACCAGUUUUGGAGGCGCUGGGUGGCCGAAUACCUUCCGACCUUGACCAAGAGAACCAAGUGGUUUCAACCGGCAAAACCAUUGGAGAUAGGAGAUAUCGUCGUAGUGGUAGACGAAAGACUACCAAGGAACUCCUGGCCAAAGGGACGCAUCAUUGAAGUUUCCAUGUCUAAGGACGGACAAGUUCGACGAGCAUCAGUGCAGACUGCGAAUGGUAUAUUCGAAAGAUCGGCAGCUAACUUAGCACUGAUCGAUGUCGUCGGUUCAACCGUAAGUAAGUCGGAUCCAUGAUCACGACGUACUGGGGGGGAUUGUCGCACCCCUGGUGCAACGAACCGACUCCAACAACUUCCAGUGUGGGGACGGUACUGUCACUACCGAACUGUCAGUGCUCACGACAAUGAAGAAAAUCUAUCCUAUUGUAUAACACGUGUCAGAUAUAAUUACUAAGCAAAAUUGAAAGCGAUAAGAGGGUGAGAUUGUGGUUCAUAAUUGAAAUUUCUUAAAAUUUAUGGAUUAAAGUGAAUUGAAUUCUUAUUUCCUCUCUAGAUACUAUAAUAGUUACAAAGCUACACCUAAAACUUAUAAUUUGACUAAACUUAAUGCUAAAACACUCAACGAACAAACAGCAUUCACGUACGAAUUGAACUUAUUACUAAACACACUGUUGAAACACCCUAGAGACAUUAAACGUAAGUAGCCUAAAUUGAAACACACCUAUAAAUAUCAUUCGGGUUACUAAAAUGAAUUUCAAAUCACCCGCUAGGAAAUUUUUAACCUACCCUGUACCCAAGAGUAAAUAAGGUCAAAAUAAAGGUUGUCAAUUCGGAAAAGUCUCUACGUUAUUUUGUUGUUUGUUGCAA